Molecule: messenger RNA, 255 nt
Organism: Plasmodium gaboni
Lineage: Eukaryota; Apicomplexa; Aconoidasida; Haemosporida; Plasmodiidae
Product: CCAAT-box DNA binding protein subunit B
Exons: 1
Source: RefSeq, a predicted model, not a curated record
UUGAAGGAAUUAAAUAACUCCAAUAAUUACCAUGAAAAAAAAUUUGAUAAUAUAAAAAAAACACAGGAAUCAAGUGAUUUAAAUAAUAAUAAUAACAAUUCAGUUGAAAAUAAGAAUGUAGAAGAAAAUGUAUAUACCGAAGAAAAUUAUCGCAUAAUGAAUAAUGUUUAUAAUGAUCAGAAUGAGAUAUUUGAGACUAAUAUAAAUAAUAUUUACACGAAUUCAAAUGAUUGUGAUUAUGCUAAUGGGGUAUAA